AUGCCAGUCAUUCAGACAGAUUGUCGAGGAUGCGGCUGUGGGCAAUCAGGGUGUUAUAGCUGCGAAGAUCCCCUCGCCGACCCCUUUUUCCAACAGCCAGAGUCAGAAUCAGAGCUGGAGGUAAAGGCCGAGUCGGUGUCAGAGUCGGAGCAGGGCGACGACGCACCAUACACUGAAGGACCAAAGCUGAGCUCCUCGCUUGCUCCGCUGCGUAAACGGCGUCGUCUUGCGGACGAUGGUGACGUUGACGAGCGUGAUGGUGACGUUGCGCCGCCUGUGAAGAGACCCGACACGGACGAAGUCAGUUUCAAAGAAAUGGUCAACGCCCUCGGCGAACAGACAGUGCGCAGCACAUUGAUUCGCCUGGCUUCCAUGGCGCCGUCUGCCCAGGUUUCCAUUCGCCAUGCGUAUGCUCAGCAGCUCAGAGAGGAGCGGAUGCCACAACAUCCCUUGUUCUAUGACUCCAUCAGUAAGGAACUGUGGCACAUGCUGUAUACGUCGCCUGCUUCCGAUAUCUAUCGUAGGACCAGCUCCGUCCACGAACGGCAUUCCCUCGCCACGCAAACGGCAGUCAAGAUUGGCCAACGCGUGCGAGACAUGUUUUUCGGCAUCCAUGAAAAUUCGCCGUUUGCCACCAGGCUGAUCGUUCUAGAGACAUUUCGAAAGAUUCUCAAAUCCAUCUUGCUGGGCGGUAAUUGCCAAGAACUGGCGGGAGCCGUACGGCAUCUGUUCGAGCCAGAGCCGAGCAGUGUGCGUGGUGGGGAUGUUCCCGAUUACCUGCGCAUGCCUGGCGACUACUUCUUCUGCGUCUAUACAAUGAGCGUCGAGGAUAGGAUCAGGGCCGGUAAAACAGUAGACAGGGACAGUACUUUGGCGGACAAGUUCAAGUGGUGCCGGGAUGAGGCACGGAGGCUUGGCCUCAAGUCGUUUAAGCCGCUGGACCAUCUCUUGAGGGAAUGGGGAGUGCCGCCUGAUGGUCAGAGCUGGGACUGA
Molecule: messenger RNA, 993 nt
Organism: Pestalotiopsis fici W106-1
Lineage: Eukaryota; Fungi; Ascomycota; Sordariomycetes; Amphisphaeriales; Sporocadaceae
Exons: 2
Coding region: 1-993 (330 amino acids)
Source: RefSeq, a predicted model, not a curated record